AUGGAUUUCAACAGCUCUUCGCCCUACCCCGAGGGUGUCAUCUCCUUUCUCGACACGGAUUUGUACAAGCUGACUAUGCAAUGUGCCGUCCUAAAAUACUACAAGAAUGUUCCCGUCACCUACGCAUUCACCAACCGGACACCGGAAAAGAAGCUCUCUCGCAAAGCCUUCCGCUGGCUGGAAGACCAAGUCAGGAAGCUUGGAAAUAUCUCUCUCUCCGCCGAGGAGUUGUAUUACCUAAAGGAGCACUGCCCCUACCUGUCGCCCGCCUACCUGGAGUUCCUGUCCGAGUUCCGCCUCCGCCCGAGAGAACAAGUCGUGCUCAGCUUUCUGCCGACGGGAGACGACACCGGCGCCGAGACCGACAUUGGAGAUCUGGAUAUCAAGGUCAGCGGCAUUUGGGCCGAGGCUAUCUUGUACGAGAUCCCGCUUCUCUCUUUGACCUCGGAGGCGUACUUCAAGUUCAUGGAACCGGACUGGACGUACGAGGGCCAGGAAGAGCUAGCGUUUGAGAAAGGGAUGCGUCUGUUGGAGGCCGGUUGCGUUUUCUCGGAAUUCGGCACCCGCCGGAGGCGAGACUAUCAUACCCAAGCGUUGGUGUUCAGGGGCCUCACCAGGGCCGGCAGGGAGGCCGAGAAGCGCGGCUUGCCUGGGAAGCUCUCGGGAACGAGCAACGUCCACCUGGCCAUGCGCUUCAAUAUCCCUCCCGUCGGCACGGUUGCGCACGAGUGGUUCAUGGGCACCGCAGCUAUCGUUGGAGAUUACCGCAAGGCUACCGAAGAAGCCCUGUGCCACUGGGUCGGCUGCUUCGGAGAGGGGGUGCUCGGCAUCGCCUUGACCGACACCUUUGGGACGCCCGACUUCCUGACCGCGUUCAGCAAGCCGAUCGAAUACUUGGAGCCGCCCUCGCCAAUCACCGCGCGAAAGCCGAGCGUUGCCGACUCCUUUAUCUCGACGAGCCCCUCGGUGGCGUCCCACCACAAGUCCAACAAGACAUACGCCGAAGUCUUCACCGGCGUCAGGCAAGACUCGGGCGAUCCCAAGACUUUCGUCGAAACCAUUAGGAAGUUCUAUCGGGAACAAGGGAUCCACGACAAGAAAGUCAUUGUCUUCUCCGACUCGCUGAACAUUGACCGAUGCCUGGAGUACAAGGGGGUGUCGGAGGAAGCUGGCUUCCAACCGACGUUUGGUGUUGGCACGUUUUUGACAAACGACUUUGUCAACACCAAAACCGGCAAGAAGUCAACCCCCCUGAACAUUGUCAUCAAACUUAGCUCUGCGGACGGCAACCCCGCGAUAAAGAUCAGCGACAACAUUGGAAAGAAUACCGGCGACAAGGCGACGGUCGAGAAGGUCAAGCGCGAACUGGGCUAUGUCGAGAAGGCCUGGGAGGGCGGCGAUGAGACGGCGAGGUGGGGUCGCGAAGAGGACGCACUCAAGCAGUGA
Messenger RNA from Chaetomium fimeti, 1446 nucleotides. Its product is annotated as Quinolinate phosphoribosyl transferase. Gene Ontology annotation, molecular function: nicotinate phosphoribosyltransferase activity. Gene Ontology annotation, biological process: NAD+ biosynthetic process via the salvage pathway. Bases 1 to 1446 code for a protein of 481 amino acids. The record is from RefSeq and is a predicted model, not a curated record. The transcript is spliced from 2 exons. NCBI's taxonomy places the organism in Eukaryota, Fungi, Ascomycota, Sordariomycetes, Sordariales, Chaetomiaceae. Gene Ontology annotation, cellular component: cytosol.